AUGAAGUCUUUUAAUGAGUUAAUUUGUAUACUUUAUUUUUGGGGAAGCAACCUAUCACAGCAUGAUCGCCAGUUUUUACGCCAAGUGCAUGAGUCUUGUCAACAUGAUCCGAAAACUUACUGUGAUGAGCAUAAGCUGAGGAACCUGCAACAUAACAUAAAUGAUCGUCAAGUUGGAAUUCACAUGAAAUGCAUGGCUGUGAAGGCUGGCUUGAUGAAACAUCACGGCGAUUUAGAUAUAACCAUAAUAAAAAUAAAAAUUUCAUCGGUAAUACACGAUCAAGGCAAAGUUAAUAAAUAUGUUCAUAAGUGCGCUCAUAAAGCGGAGUAUCCUGAAAAAACGGCUAAUAUGUUAUGGCUCUGUUUUAUCCAGAAUGGUAUCGAUUAUUAUCAUAGGUUGUAA
Messenger RNA from Diabrotica virgifera virgifera (western corn rootworm), 402 nucleotides. RefSeq lists its product as uncharacterized. Gene Ontology annotation, molecular function: odorant binding. The record is from RefSeq and is a predicted model, not a curated record. Lineage: Eukaryota; Metazoa; Arthropoda; Insecta; Coleoptera; Chrysomelidae. Bases 1 to 402 code for a protein of 133 amino acids. The transcript has a single exon.